Messenger RNA from Branchiostoma belcheri (Belcher's lancelet), 1646 nucleotides. RefSeq names its product serine/threonine-protein phosphatase 5-like. Bases 33 to 1520 code for a protein of 495 amino acids. The transcript has 14 exons. Lineage: Eukaryota; Metazoa; Chordata; Leptocardii; Amphioxiformes; Branchiostomatidae. Gene Ontology annotation, molecular function: protein binding; protein serine/threonine phosphatase activity. The record is from RefSeq and is a predicted model, not a curated record. Gene Ontology annotation, cellular component: cytosol; nucleus.
ACUCGCGCACAGACUACUGGGUAAGGCGGAAAAUGGCGGCGCCCACAGAAAAGGAACCCGCCUCGGGCUCGGAGAGCGAUCUUACCGACGAGGUGAGGAGAACAGCCGAGGAACUCAAGAACCAGGCAAACUCGUAUUUCAAAGACAAAGAUUAUGAGAAAGCAACAGAGUUCUACACCAGAGCGAUCGACCUUAACCCUUAUAAUGCUGCAUACUACGGCAACAGGAGCAUCGCUUAUCUACGCACAGAGUGCUUCGGAUACGCUCUGUCAGAUGCCUCCAAAGCACUGGAAGUCGACAGUUCUUACGUCAAGGGUUACUAUAGGAGAGCCUCUGCAAACAUGGCUAUUGGAAAGUUCAAGAUAGCACUGAAGGAUUUUGAAACAGUUGUGAAAGUUCGCCCUAAUGACAAGGAUGCCAAGGCCAAGUUUACAGAAUGUAACAAGAUCGUGAAGAGGCAGGCGUUUGAGCGGGCCAUCAGAGUGGAUGACGUGAAGAAGUGUGUGUCUGAAUCCAUCAACCUGGAGAGCAUGGAUAUUGAGGAUGACUACGGUGGUCCUGCAUUAGAAGAUGGGAAGGUGACAGUCAAGUUCAUGGAAGACCUGAUGGAGUGGUUCAAGGCACAGAAGAAACUGCACAGGAAAUAUGCAUACAAGAUCUUACUUGAUGUGAAAGAAAUUUUUGAGCAGCAACCUUCCCUGGUGGACAUCAAAAUAUCUGAUGGUUCCAAGUUCACAGUGUGUGGUGACAUCCAUGGCCAGUAUUAUGACCUUAUGAACAUCUUCAAACUGAAUGGAAACCCCAGUAAAGAAAAUCCAUAUUUAUUCAAUGGUGACUUUGUGGACAGAGGUUCCUUCUCAGUGGAGUGUAUACUGGUGCUGUUUGGAUGGAAACUCUUGAUACCAGAUAGCUUCUUCAUGGCCAGGGGUAACCAUGAGACAGAGACGAUGAACCAGAUGUAUGGCUUCGAGGGAGAGGUCAAGACGAAGUACUCUGCACAGAUGGCCGAGCUCUUCACUGAAGUCUACAACCUACUACCGCUCACACACUGUAUCAACAGCAAGAUCCUGUGUAUGCAUGGAGGGCUCUUCAGUAGAGAUGAUGUGACGCUGGACGAAAUCAAGAAGAUAGACAGGAAUAGACAACCUCCAGACUCAGGUGUGAUGUGUGAGCUGUUGUGGUCAGAUCCUCAAAUCCUGCCUGGUCGAGCCCCCAGCAAGCGAGGUGUAGCUAUCCAGUUUGGGCCGGAUGUGACGCAAAAGUUCCUGGAGCUCAACAACUUAGACUACAUCAUCCGUAGUCACGAGGUCAAGCCGCUAGGGUACGAGGAGGCCCACAAUGGGAAGUGUAUCACUGUCUUCUCAGCUCCUAACUACUGUGACCAAAUGGGAAACAAAGGUGCUUUUAUCACACUCAACCCUCCCGACCUGUCUCCAAAGUUCACCACGUAUGACUGUGUGCCUCACCCAAAUGUGAAGCCCAUGGCAUACGCCAACUCCCUGCUGGCAUCUUUCAUGUGAUGACUGUCCAGACCAUAGUUUCUUCGUGUGUUAUGUUAGUUCUGGCUUCUGUUACAGCUUUUCUACUUUUGUUUGUAAUAUACAACAUUUACAAUGUGUCAGAAUUGAAUAAAAGAAUGCAUUUGA